CAAAAUUUUAAUUUUUCAUCAAUCAGCAAAGCUACAACAGCCAUAAUUCCCCCAAACUGAUUAUUCAAUAAUGCACACAUACAUCAAAAUAUGCUGACACAGAACCCCAUUUUCCUCUCAGGUCUAAAGUCAGUCUAUUUUCAUAGCAAAGGAAAAUCAUUUGUUGAUUUGUACUCAAACAAGCAAGCACGAUGAGCAAAUCGGUGUGCCAAAAAAUAAUAUUUAAUUUCGAAAGUGAAUUUCCUUCAAAGUUCUUGACAUCUCAGUGGCAACGAGACGAAAAAAGUUCAUUUUAUGUGAUUUAUCGAGUGGUAAUAGCCAUUUUCUACAACUUUUCAUUCUUGGAAUCAAUAAUUUACUCAAUCCAAUAUGACAAUGUACUUCUAUCGCUCAUUUACCUAACGCGAAUGAACCUUUUUGUCACGACAAUCACGUGCAAUAUUGGCGCAUAUUAUGUCAUUCAGUUCUACAGAGGAAAAUUAAAAUCACUUGAUCGCAUGACUUCUGGAUUGAAGUUUUAUUGGUUUUUGUACAUUGGCAUUUUACCGUUCGCCUGUGUAGUCAGUGGAAUCUAUUGGACAUUGCUUUUUCACAAAUCUGAUGAUGUUUUAAAUUUAAAUAAUGUUCUUGUGCAUGUGACAAACUCAUUGGUGCUAUUUAUUGACUUAUUUUUCAUACAACAUGAAUAUCGAAUUGCACACAUGAUUUAUCCCAUGAUUACUGGCAUACUUUAUUUGGCAUUCACAGUCAUUUAUCCACUACUUGGUGGACUUGAUAGAUAUGGAAAUAACUAUGUAUAUAUAAUAUUAAAUUGGAAAGAAGAUCCUACAAGUGCAUUUAUUAUUGGAGCAUCAGCUGUUGUGUUUUUAGGAAUAUGUCAUAUAAGUUUUUGUGCCAUUGCUCAUGUUAAAGCAUUAAUUUAUGAAUCGUGCUCGUUAAAAUGCAAGUCAUACAUGUGCAAAGGAAGUGCUUGAAGAUCUUCACUGAAAGUUUUGUGGUUCAGACUUUAAAAUAUAAGCAAUAGUUUUAAUUCUAUCACUAUCAAUUAACUAGUAAUUUCCAGUUUUGUUCAUCCUCUCUGCCCUCAUUUCUCUUAAAUUAUGGAUGUCAGCCACCGGCUUCUAAGUUAGAAUAGUGCAUACAAAGCCCUAAUAUUAGAUUUAAAUAAUUAGAAUAAGAAUUUAUUUUGUACUACAAUAUAAAAUAAAGUAUGCAGCAUGGCUAUAAAAUUUUGUCUACUCAUUUUUUUCUUAUUU
Chironomus riparius is the source of this 1256-nucleotide messenger RNA. The record is from the annotation of a GenBank genome assembly. Lineage: Eukaryota; Metazoa; Arthropoda; Insecta; Diptera; Chironomidae.